Molecule: messenger RNA, 2741 nt
Organism: Eutrema salsugineum
Lineage: Eukaryota; Viridiplantae; Streptophyta; Magnoliopsida; Brassicales; Brassicaceae
Exons: 10
Coding region: 445-2553 (702 amino acids)
Biological process (GO): positive regulation of transcription by RNA polymerase II
Cellular component (GO): MLL1 complex; Ino80 complex; NSL complex
Molecular function (GO): G-quadruplex RNA binding; protein binding
Source: RefSeq, a predicted model, not a curated record
CAUCAUCGAAACGCUGUCGUUUUUCGAACCCAUUCCUUAAAGGACGUUAUCUUCUUAGACGACGGAGACAACCGGGCAAAAAUUAGGGUUUCACAUUUUUCAGUGGCUCGCCGCCUCCUCUUCCUCCUCAAAGUCAUUUCCUUUCCUGUUGGGUUUUCUCAAUUAGGGGUCUUUUCUAUCUCCUCUAUACACUGAUUUGUACAUAAUAAAAGAAAUGGAAUUCCUCUUGUAUCCUGUAAUGGCGGACUGAAUCAACUGCAAAUCGUGAGUUCGUCACUUGCUUAAUUUCUCUUUCAAGCUUGCUUAAAAUGGAAAUACGAUUGAGCGACAAAAGCUCAUAGGAAACAAAAGCUAUCAAUCGAGAUCAUUGAUUGCAGAGGAGCCUCCAAAAAAACAGUAAAUCAAAUCCAGGGAUUUAGUUUAGCGAGAAGCCUUAAGUUGAACAUGGGAGCUCUUGCUCAGGUUGUUCCGUGGAUACCCGAAGACGACCUUCUGCUAAAGAACGCCAUAGAGGCUGGUGCAUCUUUGGAAUCACUUGCUAAAGGCGCUGUACAGUUUUCUAGAAGAUUUUCUAUCAGAGAACUGCAAGAUCGAUGGCAUGCUCUCCUAUAUGAUCCAGUAGUUUCUGCAGAGGCGUCUUUUCGGAUGACUGAACUUGAACGUACUAACCCUAAUUUUCCUACAAAGUUUGCUAGAACUGGAUAUUCAAAAGAAAACAAAAGUUCAUCAAGGAAGAGGAAGGCUGAAAAGCUCAGAACUACUUAUCAUUCCUUGCGGAAGAAAUUUCGCACUGAGUCAUUCAAUUCCUUGGAUCUAGGUUUUCUUGUUCCACCAAGUGACAGCCAUUUCAUGGAUAAUGGUGAUGCAACACAUCUUGGUCUUGAAGACUCUCACAUGGAUAUUAUCCACAAUGCGUUCCCAGAAAUCUUGGCUGAUGACGAUUGCGUGACAAAUCAUGUUGUGUCAGAAAAUAAUGUACAUGGAAACAUCUCCUACACAGGAGGAGAAAAUCUCACAUUCACUGAACAUGUAGGUCCUUCUGAAUGUGAUGCUGUUCAUCAAGAUUCCAAGCAGAAACUAGAACUUUCUGCUCAUGAGCCGAAAACCACAAUGACGAGCACUGAUUGUUUCCUGGCACAGCUUUCAACUUCUCUUUUGGAAGACGAGGAACCGUUCAUGGAAGUAGAUGGCAAAGAAGUUGACAAGUUGUAUUAUGAUGGUCUUAGCUCACUGUUGGUAAAUUCGACAAAUGAUACAAAUAACGGGGCUUUGCCUCUUUCUACCGAGCAAGAUCCUUCCGGCACCCAAACGCAUCCAGUAGAUGAUCAUGUGAUACCUGAGCUAGGUGGUACAAGUGCAAUGAGGUCUGACUCAUCUGAUUUAGAUCCUCAUCCUGAGAUUGUUGGUGGUGUUAUCUGCUGUGUAUUAAACCAAGAGGAUCCUGAUAUUCCGUGUAAUGAUGACAUUUUUCUGACCAACAACUGCCAUCCUAUGUCAGUUUCUUCCUUAGCCAGGCGGAACUUUAAAGAUACAAAUAAUCCAAUAACUUCAUGUGUUAGAGAUCUCUCUGCCACUAGGGAAAAAAGUGAGGGGUAUUCACUCCAGACACAAAAGAAGAUACCAGGACGUUUGCAAUUGUCUUCUCAAGGAAAGCCAGUGAUAGGUCAACCAAGUCAAGGUAUCAAAUUCAGGGCAUUGACUAGUCCUGAGUCACAUAAUACUGUUGCUCCUGGUGGUCCUACUGGUUCUGCACAGGCAUGCUCAAACAAUCUGCUUUCUGACGGUGUUGGUGUAAAAGACGGAAACAACGGGAUAACCGGAGGAAAACUCAUCGUCGGAUUUGAUAGUCACGGGUGCUACCCCGAGAAGGAUAGUGGAAACAGUAAAGAGGAAAAAGGUGUACUACCUCUAAAUGAAGUGUCACAUGCAAAAGAUGCUGAUAUUGGGUUGAUAGAGAUUUCGGACCCUGAGCUGGAAAUCACUCAAACAGAAGCAGACGGGCAUGUUUGUGAGAGUGACGAGGACUUGCCAAAUUACUCUGACAUUGAGGCUAUGAUACUUGACAUGGACUUGGAUCCUGAUGACCAAGAUAAUUUUGAUCUUGAAGUCUCCAAGUAUCAGAGCCAAGACAUGAAAAGAACAAUUAUAAGACUUGAACAGGCUGCUUAUUCAUAUAUGCAAAGAGCCAUUGCUUCCCGUGGUGCAUUCGCUGUUUUAUAUGGUAGAUAUUCAAAACACUACAUCAAGAAGCCUGAGGUUUUGGUUGGUAGAUCAACAGAAGAUCUCGCGGUGGACAUUGAUUUGGGAAGAGAAAAGCGGGGCAGCAAAAUAUCUCGACGCCAGGCGAUCAUACGGUUGGGUGAUGAUGGGUGGUUUCAUAUGAAAAACCUUGGGAAGUAUUCAAUCUCAGUAAAUGAGAAGGAAGUAGAUCCUGGACAGACUUUAAUCCUAAAAUCUGAUUGUCUGGUUGAGAUACGAGGAAUGCCUUUUAUAUUUGAGACAAACCAAAGUCGCGUGAAAGAGUACUUGAAGAGAAGAGGGAAAGGGGAUUGAGAUCAGAACGAGAGUGAAGUGUUCAUUGUGAAUUCGCUUGUGUAGUUGUAUCUCUUGUUUAAUGUUACCUUAACAACAGGGAACAUGUCUUGAUAGAUCUUUCAUUAACGUCUUUAGUUUCGCAGCAUGCAUAGUUGACCCAGUUUUAAGCGUUAGAAUAAUUAAAAAUACAUGUUUGUUUGAAUCAA